AAAUUUUGACCUUUCGUGUGGAAAUUUACUCAGGUUCCAAAGUAGUUUACGACAGUUUUAUAGUUCUGACAUUCCAAGGAGGAACUUCCUUGGUAAUCUCAUGGAAAAAAUUAAAGAGGAAUUUGAAAGGAAUAAGGAAUUGCAGGAGAAUAAGAAGGAGUUGGAUAGACGUUUGAAGGAAUUAAAUGACAGUGAAGCCUUGAAAGAUGCGCGUAAAAAAUUUGAAAUUGUUGAGAAAGAAACGUUGAAAAGUACAGAAGUUAUUCAAGCCAAAUUGACUGAGGCGAAGGAAGCAAUUUCAAAGAUGAUAGCCGAAAUUCAAAAGACUGAGGCGGGCAAGAAAUUGUCGGCAGCAGCAGAAGAGGCUCUUAAACAAGCAAGAGUUGCGGCAGAAACAAUUGAGCGGGCUGCGGAGCAAAUUGGAGAUACGCAGGUCUACCAAACCGUUAGCUCUUCUAUGAAAGUUGUUAAAGAUGAAAUUGACAACAUUGUCGAUGUCCGAAUGUAUUCACGCCCUGGUUUGUUUAAUAUGUUACCGAACUUUUCCCUUCCAGUUGUUUCUGGUGCUUUUAGCGAUGCAUCUGAUAUUCAGCUUCACAAAGAGUCAAGGUGGAACGCUGCUUGGAAAGAAUUUUCAGAAAAAAACGUUUAUUUUAAUAAGCUUUUGGAUUGGAAAAUUCGUUAUGAUGAAAGUGAGAAUGUAGCAAUUCGCUUAAUGCGAGGAGUCACUGACCGCAUAGCAUCCGUAUUUUCACCAAGAAAUGAGGUUGCUGAAGUACUCACAGAAAUUGCUAAAGUUGAUCCUACUUUCGAGAAAUCGGAGUGGUUGCGGUUUUGCGAGAAGGAAGUGAUUCCUAAUAUUCUUGAGGCUUUUAUUCGUGAAGACCUGGAAGUUCUACAGGACUGGUGUCACGAAAGGGCAUUUAACCAGUUAUCAGUUGUUGUAAAAGAAUAUAAGAAGAUUGGCUUUACUACGAAAGAUUCACGUGUUAUCGAUAUAAGCAAAGUAGAGAUGGUAUCCGGUAAAAUGAUGGAGCAAGGACCUGUGAUUAUCAUCACGUUCCAAGCAUUUAUGGUUAAUGUCGUCAAAAAUCAGGAAGGAAAGGUUGUUGAGGGGAAUCCAGUAUGUCUUUUCGCUAAAAUUUGUUUAUUAGUCACCGUUUUUUGUCCAGAUAUGGAAGAAUAUAAUCCUGCUGUUGCUUGGAAACUGCUUGAGGUACAUAUGCAAGAAACGCCUCUUUCAAUCUGA
Molecule: messenger RNA, 1249 nt
Organism: Enterobius vermicularis (human pinworm)
Lineage: Eukaryota; Metazoa; Nematoda; Chromadorea; Rhabditida; Oxyuridae
Source: the annotation of a GenBank genome assembly